Pseudomyrmex gracilis is the source of this 1510-nucleotide messenger RNA. Its product is annotated as cdc42 homolog. The coding region runs from base 211 to 786 and encodes 191 amino acids. The transcript is spliced from 5 exons. The record is from RefSeq and is a predicted model, not a curated record. Gene Ontology annotation, biological process: small GTPase-mediated signal transduction. Gene Ontology annotation, molecular function: GTPase activity; GTP binding. NCBI's taxonomy places the organism in Eukaryota, Metazoa, Arthropoda, Insecta, Hymenoptera, Formicidae.
UUUGUUAUUUGACGUUUAAAUUCGUAUUUUUGCCAAUCAAUUUUGUUGAUUCUCUCGUUUUUACGCACGAUAAUCCUGGUAGAAUCCGAUUGUUCGCACGUUUCGUAGUUUUUUCCGUUUCACAAUUUUGCCGUACAGAGAAAUGUGUUUGACAUAACACUCAAAAUGGCGAUUCCAAAAAUACUCCAGUAGUAUCCGAGAGCACUCAAAAUGCAGACAAUAAAAUGUGUUGUGGUGGGAGACGGAGCAGUUGGUAAAACUUGUUUAUUAAUCUCCUAUACUACAAAUAAAUUUCCAUCAGAAUAUGUUCCAACAGUAUUCGACAACUAUGCGGUCACUGUCAUGAUUGGCGGUGAGCCUUACACAUUAGGAUUAUUCGAUACAGCUGGACAGGAGGACUACGACCGUCUGCGUCCGUUGAGUUAUCCACAAACCGAUGUAUUUCUCGUAUGUUUUUCAGUUGUGUCACCUUCGUCAUUUGAAAAUGUUAAAGAAAAGUGGGUGCCGGAGAUAACACAUCACUGUCAAAAAACUCCGUUUCUGUUGGUUGGCACUCAAAUUGAUUUGCGAGAUGAUGCAGCGACACUUGAAAAGCUGGCAAAAAAUAAACAAAAGGCAAUUUCCAGUGAACAAGGAGAGAAGCUUGCAAAAGAAUUAAAAGCGGUGAAAUAUGUCGAAUGUAGCGCUCUUACACAGAAAGGACUUAAAAAUGUCUUCGAUGAGGCAAUCUUGGCUGCUUUAGAGCCUCCAGAACCCGUUAGGAGAAGAAGAUGUGUCAUUUUGUAGGUGCUUGUGUGAGACGUUUUAUAAAACUAUUAGAGUUCUACAAUGACGAAGACUGUAAGUUAUCCUACAUGUGUUGCAUGCAAAAAAAAAAAAAACAAUGACGGUUGUUGAAUUGUGCGAUACAUAAUAGAUAUUUUUUACUAUUGGCAGCAUAUACGUGGAUACACACAGAAACACUCAUGCAGAAAUAGUUGUCUUUGUUUAUAUUCGGCAAAAAUGUAAAUUUCAUAUUAUUAUAUAAAACUGUAAUAAUUGUGUAAUCAAUACGUUUUCUUUGCCUUAUAUAGUGAAUUGUAUAGUUACUGUAUCAGCACACACUUCAUAAUUGCGUUAAUUUACGUAAGUCUCUGUAAUUUACGCCUUGACAAUCACGAAUGUGUAAAACUGUUCCGCAUAUACAACCGCCCAUAUACACACAUCACAUACAGAGAAAGAAAGAAUUAGAGAGAACGAGCGAAUGAAUGAUGAGUGAGAGAGUGAGAAAGAGUUAGGGAAAAGUCAAAGAAAAUAUUCCAACAAUUUUUUUAAAGUUUAUUAAUAAUACUCAAUAUGAUAUGUAUCGUCUCGACGAAAAACAAAAAACAAAAAAAAAAAAAAAAAAAAUUAAUUUCGCUCAAUUUAUAUAAACUGUUUUCAUAAAUAAAAAAAAAAGAUUUAGUUUUAGUAUAAUUUACGUAGUUUAUAUAUAACAGGAGGUGUACACGUAUAUGCAAAAAAAAAAAAA